Messenger RNA from Colossoma macropomum (tambaqui), 4484 nucleotides. RefSeq names its product solute carrier family 25 member 11 (gene slc25a11). Gene Ontology annotation, biological process: oxaloacetate transport; thiosulfate transport; succinate transmembrane transport. The transcript is spliced from 8 exons. NCBI's taxonomy places the organism in Eukaryota, Metazoa, Chordata, Actinopteri, Characiformes, Serrasalmidae. Bases 71 to 997 code for a protein of 308 amino acids. The record is from RefSeq and is a predicted model, not a curated record. Gene Ontology annotation, molecular function: succinate transmembrane transporter activity; oxaloacetate transmembrane transporter activity; antiporter activity.
AUUCGUUCCCGUCGCCAGUGUGUGUCACCUUGCUGAAGCUGCGGCGGAGGACCGGAGAAACAGCAGAGCCAUGGCGGCCCCGGCGGACACAGCCAAGCCCAAAACAUCCCCUAAGUCUAUAAAGUUCCUGUUCGGCGGCCUGGCUGGUAUGGGUGCUACAGUCUUUGUCCAGCCGUUGGACCUGGUCAAGAACAGGAUGCAGCUGAGCGGUCAGGGUUCAAGGGCUCGGGAGUAUAAGACUAGCCUGCACGCUGUGGUCAGCAUCCUCCGCAACGAGGGGAUCCGGGGCAUCUACACCGGCCUUUCAGCCGGUCUCCUCAGACAGGCCACCUACACUACCACUCGUUUGGGUAUUUACACAGUCCUAUUCGAGAAAAUGACCAAAGCGGACGGAACCCCGCCGAAUUUCUUCAUGAAAGCCGUGAUCGGAAUGACAGCCGGAGCGACCGGAGCUUUCGUGGGAACCCCGGCCGAGGUGGCGCUGAUCCGGAUGACCUCGGACGGACGUCUGCCCCCAGACCAGAGGAGAGGUUAUAAAAACGUCUUCAAUGCCCUCUUCAGAAUCACCAGGGAGGAGGGAGUCACAACUCUGUGGAGGGGUUGUAUACCCACUAUGGCCCGUGCAGUAGUAGUGAACGCAGCACAGCUGGCUUCAUAUUCUCAAUCCAAACAAGCUCUUAUGGAAACUGGGUAUUUCUCAGAUAACAUCUUACUUCAUUUCUGUGCCAGUAUGAUCAGUGGGUUAGUGACCACUGCAGCCUCCAUGCCAGUAGACAUCGCCAAAACCAGGAUUCAAAACAUGAGAAUGAUUGACGGCAAGCCAGAGUACAAGAACGGACUCGAUGUGCUGGUGAAAGUGGUGAGAAACGAAGGUUUCUUCAGCCUGUGGAAAGGUUUUACUCCGUAUUACGCUCGGCUCGGCCCACACACAGUGCUCACCUUCAUCUUCCUCGAGCAGAUGAACAAGUUCUACAGGAUCUACUUCCUGGAUUCAUAGGUUACCAUGGAAACCCUCUCACGCUGGGCCGGUGGAGGUCUGGACCAGGUCCAGAGGGGUCAGUUUGCGCAUGAUUACCGUCUGACUGUGCCAGCCAGCAUCACAUGACUCGUCCGUGAAAGUGUUCUUUCAUAGCAACUGUUGCUAGGUUUGACUAGCUUCACUGAGAACUGGUAAAAAAUCCCUUUCAGCCAAAUAAUAAAAAAAAUUCAAUCAUUUGCUCUUUUAUAGAGAUUUUUUAUGGUAUACAAUUUAAAUUUUGACUUUAUUUGUCUCCAUUAUUGAAGUCUGAAGAGGCCAUGAGCUGUGGCUAUAAUUUUCUGGGUUGUUAUCUUGAGAUCACAGCUUAAUUGUGUUGUGAUCUCAAGACAACAACUUAAUUGUAAUAAUAAUCAAGUCAUGAUCUCAAGAUCACAAGAUAAUCGAGUCAAGAUAUUAAGAUCAUAUCGUUAUCUUAAGAUCACAAGAUAAUUAAAUCAUGAUCUCAGGAUAACAACUUUUAUCUCGAGAUCACCAGGUAAAUAAUGGUCUCAGGAUAAAUUUAUCGUGUGAUCACAGGAUAAUUAAGUCUUGAUCUGAAGAUAACUAUCGUGAGAUCACAAGAUAAUUAAGUCAUGAUCUCAAGAUCUCAACUUUUAUCUCAAGAUCAAAGGAUAAUUAAGUCAUGAUCUCAAGAUCACAACUUAUAUCUCAAGAUCGCAGAAUAAUUAAGUCAUGAUGUCAAGAUAACAUUGUUAAGUCAUGAUAAUUAAGUCAUGAUCUCAAGAUCACAAGACAAAAUAAAACUUGAUUACACAACAAAAAACUACCCCAUCUAUCUAAAUCCUUCACUCACAUACAAAAUAAAUAUCUUCUUGCAAUUAAUUUCAGCUCUAAAUUUACUAAUUUUGGUAACAAGUUGAGCGCUGUGUGCUACGCUUUUGCAUUCGGUUGAAUGGGAGGAUUUUUCCAGCCUGCUGUAAAGCCUCUCCAACCUCUUCACAGCAGCUGAGAAAGUGGGCGGAGCUUUAUAGAUCAAUCGAUGUGAACUUGUGUCACCAUUGCCUGUGUGUGCUGGCGGGCGCAGUUUCAGAUAAAGUGCUGGACUAAAUCCCAGCAUCUGCGCUGACCCUCAGGGACUCCGGUCCCGUCCGUCUGCUACAUUUGGCAAACUGGCAGACGUUUGGACUCUGAUAGAAAACAAAAACACACAAAACACAAACAAAACUCAACCGACUGACGCACUGACCAGCAGACUGGACCCGAUGUACCCGACCCCUGAUGGCCACCACUGAUCAUUACAUGCUUACUUACAGAUUAGUUGAGUGAUUUGUUUUUUUUUUCCUUCUAAAAACUUAGGCAGAUUCAGACAGUAAACAUUUACAUUAAACCCAAGAGCAAACAAAAGUAUCGCUCCACCUCUCUCUCUCUCUCUCUCUCUCUCUCUCUCUCUCUCUCUCUCUCUCUCGCUCUCUCUCUCUCUCUUUUUCCCUCCUUCUCUCCAUCUGUUACUGACAUUAACUCAAGCACACGUGGUUUUGUGCUGCGUUCACUGCCGACUUCAGGUUGGAGAACACAAGAGAUUGUCUUUCUAAGUCGUUCCGCUCCAAAUCAUGUGAUACAGUGUGGUCCACUGUAUCUAUAAUAACUGAGCUCGCUGUGUGAUGAGCUCGUUCAUCUCCUCUACUUUUUGUUGAAGAUUGUAACUGUUUGGAAUCGUGUGAAGCUGUUUUAACUUUUAAUUCAGUUUCUUGACCUCAGGGUAAAAUGAUGAGGUCAUCAAUGCUAGUAAAUGAAAUUUACUUGUAAGAAUGAAUUCUAAUGUGAGAUUUCAGUUUAUGGUGUUUUCCUGGUUUGCUUUAAUGGGAUGAGAUGUUUUUUUUCACUAGUGCAAAUUCUAAAUUUGAAAACAUUAAUUCAGUUAGUUCAGAAGUAGAAGCUAAAUAUGUCAUUAUUACAUGUUCGUUUUCUCAGUAGUCAAAAACAGAACUUAUUAGAACUAAAAUACAGUUCAUGCUAGUAACAUUUGAACAUUGACAUUAAAUUUUUCUUAAUCCUUUUCAAUUUCAGUCGUACUAAUAACAUUUUUACUUGAUCAAAUUGAGAACAUGAUAUAAGUAAACUGUAGAUCUGAAGCAGAGACGUUCCGUACUGAAUGUGGGACUCCAAGCACAAAUUAAAAGCUAAUUAAUAGAGUGUAUUACAUAUUAUUGUUAUGAUUAUUGAUCCAUAAGAAGCACGGAUUUUAUUAUCAGCCAUGACAUUAAUGACAGUAAUAACUGUGAAAAUGAUAAAACGGUUCACAUAAAAUACUGUACUUUCAUUAAAAACAGUUUCGCUGCAUUUUGAGUGACGUCUUAAAAACUAGAGUUUUUAAUUCUUACCUCACAUUUACUGUACACUUAAAGGUUUUCCAAGGGUUCUUUACUAAAGUGAAUGGUUCUAUAUAGAAUCAUGAACACUCAAAGAACCCCAUGAUUAAAGGGUUCUUUGCAUAGUGAAAGGGUUAUUCAGAUUGAUGGAUAAUGUGCUGAAGAUGAUGCUAUAUAGAACCUUUAUGGAAAGAGUCCUAUAUGACACCAGAAAGGGUUCUACUGUUACUACGAUAUCAAGUUUGUAACAAUAAAAGUACACUUUUUGGUGCUAUAUAGAACCACAUACAACAGUUUGUCCAUCAGGAGAACACUUUUUACCACGCAAAGACCCUUUUAAUCAUGCAAAGGGUUCUUUGAGUGUUCAUAUAGUUCCAUGGGGUUCCACAGGGUAUAUAGCACCAAAAAGGGUUCUUCUAUUAUUACGAUGUCAAGCUUGUAACAAUGAAAGAACCCUUUUUAGUGCUAUAUGGAACCCUUUUCAAAAAUGUGCUAUAUAGAACCAUAUACAACAGAUUGCAUAGUAAAAUGGGUUCUCCUGAUGGACAGUCUGUUGUAUAUGGUUCUAUAUCGCGCUAAAAAGUGUCCUCCUAUUCUUACAAGCUUGAUAUCGUAAGAAUAGAAGAACACUUUUUGGUGCUAUAUAGAACCAUAUACACCCUAUGGAACUGUAUAGAACCAUAUUCUUCUCAAAGAACAAAGACCCCUGUAAUCAUGAAAAGGUUUCUUUGAGUGUUCAUGGUUCUAUAUGGAACCAUUUUCUUUACUAAAGAACCCUUGAAGAACCAUCUUUUUAAGUGUGUGCUUUGGUUUGAUGGUGUUAUUGGCAUUGAAUUUCCAUCUUAGCGUUAUUCCUCCAUUCCUGUGGGAUUCACUGACAGAUAAUACACAGUUAGAUGUUCUGUGGUCAUCAACUCUUUUGACUUUGACGGAGGUUCGUACAGUGGAGAGGUCUUCUGAUAGUGUUUUCUCAGUUUAGCUGCUCGGUGAAUAGAAUUAGUGUUUUUUUUUCUCCUAAUCAGUUUUUUUUUUUGAUGAAGAGCUGGUUCAGAGUAAGUGUACAACUCCCACCCGUACAGUGAUAUCUGUAGCUCUCAUGAUGUAAAAGAGAGGAUUAAAUCUUUUUUCUGCCUGCG